AUGUCCGAAGGGCAAUCGUCGGACGCGAUUGCCCAGCAAUUCUUAGCCGGUCAGAGGUUCUCUUAUGUGCUUCUCGGUCUCGUACUCUGGGAGACUGGGAUCAACUUGGACUAUGACUGGAAGCUCGUGCGACGCCAAAGAUGGCCAUGGCCGCCAGCAACAUGGGCAUACCUGAUCUGUCGUCUAUCGGUGCUCACGUUCAUAGUCCUGGCGGGUGUUCAUCCCAACACCGACUGCGGUGUCAAGAUCCGUAUAACAUACAUCCCUCCUUACUUGGUCAUCACCAGCUCUUCGUUCCUUAUCUCUCUUCGGACUAUGGCAGUAUGGUCCUACGACCUCCGCAUCGUGACUAUCGCAGUGGUCGGAUGGCUGAUCGAGUUCGGCGUAGCGGUGCUUACUGUCGUCAAAGUAGACCCUCUGAGGGUCGAGUACACGACAUCGAGCGGUGUGCUCCUACACUGCGCGAACACGACGAUAUGGUUCAUAGUGAUCAAUCUCGGCGUUACGUUCGUGUACAACGCGUUGCUUUUGAUACUGGCGAUCGCUGUGCUUUGGCGCCGGAGAAGGGCAAGCGAACAUGGGCUGUGGCGCACACUUCGCAUCCAGGGGGUCAUAUGGCUCUGUGCGUGCUCGGCGGUACUCGUUCCUACCGUGGUCGUCGUUGCUGUCGAUAUCAAUGAAACUGUGAGCACAGCAAUCCUCAUUGCGGCAGAUCUCGCACUAUACGUCAGCGCCACCCGCAUGUUCCGCCAGCUUCACGCGUUCGACGACACCCAGUCCCGGGAUGGAACAGACGACGAGCUCCCGCACUUGACAACCGUGGUGACCUCGCACUCCGACGACAUCGAGUUACCAUCGAUGAUGGAUCCCGAUCUCUUUGAUGUCGUGCGCAAGUCGACGGAUAUCACCGAGUUGGGUAUACGCUCGCAGGGGCCUUCUGUCACUACACACGACUCAUCCCGAUGA
Messenger RNA from Peniophora sp. CBMAI 1063, 966 nucleotides. Lineage: Eukaryota; Fungi; Basidiomycota; Agaricomycetes; Russulales; Peniophoraceae. The record is from the annotation of a GenBank genome assembly.